Molecule: messenger RNA, 1554 nt
Organism: Clupea harengus (Atlantic herring)
Lineage: Eukaryota; Metazoa; Chordata; Actinopteri; Clupeiformes; Clupeidae
Exons: 6
Coding region: 654-1478 (274 amino acids)
Biological process (GO): response to bacterium
Source: RefSeq, a predicted model, not a curated record
CCUACACUAUAAGCUUUACGAAACCACAGAUAACUUUGUUUGUUUCUCACGUUGUAUAUAUCUACCAACUUAGCUACGUUUAACCCUAACCCUUAGAUAAUUACCCGAACCCUGACCCUUAGAUAACUACCCCAACCCUAACCCGUAGAUAAUUAUCCUAACCCUUAGAUAACUACCCUAACCCUAACCCUUAGAUGAAGUGUCCUUUGGACGAAAUAGAGGAUUUAUACAUAUAAGCUUAUAACAGGAGGCCUGUCUCUAGGGUGGUAUGGAGGAUUUAUACACAGUGAGACAUAAAUGAGUGUUCAGGUUUUAAUAAUAACAAGGUGUUGAGGACUUUGAUUUUAUAGCAUCAUUUUGCCAAACAUAUGAACUAGGGACUGUAAAAUAAAGGUUCACUUGACACUGCUGUUUGUGGAAACACACACACACACACGUACAACACGCCCUCUCUCCUCUAAAGUCACUCCUUUAGUGUUCAUCAGACGAGUCCACUCCACUAACUCUACACCCCCCCCAUACACACACACCACACACAGACAUACAUACACAGUCACACUCACUCACAGUCACUCCUUCAGUGUACAUCAGAUGAGUCCUCUCCUCUAUCCUACACACACACACACACAAACACAUUCACACAGACUCACACCAUGGCGAAGGACUCCUCAUCUGACCUGAUUCUCUACAUGAUGGGUGUGCUGGUGGCUGUGUUCUCCAUGUCCAUGUCCACCUCAGUGGUGGUGCGUGAGGGUCAGUCGGUCCAGUUGAACUGCUCACACAGUUCUGUAGAAGAGACAGGAUUCACAACGAUCACUUGGCUGAGACAAACCAACCAGUCAGCUCCAGUCUCCAUCCUUAGUAUUCACUGUCGGACUGUUACUGUCAACCGUCAGAGAAACGAGACAUACCGUCUUCAGCACCUCAAUGGAUUUAAUAGCAAACACAUGAACGGAACUAUGAACAACACGACCUCUACGUUAGAGAUUAGAGAUGUGAAUGUGUCUGACUCUGGGCUUUACUACUGUCGCACACAGCCAAAGGAACACAUGAUCUAUCACAAUGCAACCUACUUAACCAUCACAGGUAACCAUCACCUAUCUUUCUAUCACCAUCUUUCUAUUUCUGCAUCUAUGAGGUUGAGCCCCGAGCCCUCAGAGACAGUAGAGGAUGGGCAGUUCUGCAGUGGGGUGUGUGUAGCUGUGGUUCUGGUUCUUGGGGUUCUCAGUGCUGUUCUCAAUCUGGUGCUUUUCAUCGUCAUCCUGACCAAACGCAGAGCUGCACUCAGACAGAACACAGAUCCUGGUAAUCUAACAGCGUCUCCACCUGAGCAGGAGUCAGACGUGUUGAAGUACUCAGCUCUAAGCUUCACUGAGGGGGAGAAGAGAAGGAGGACCCUCCACAGAGAAAGCACAGAUACAUGUGUCUUAUAUUUUGCUACAAGAUUAACACCAAAACUAGACAAUAAGUUGCAUUGAUGCUGUUGUAUUUUACUGCUAUACACUGUUCUGAAUUACAUUACUGUGUUCUGGUUCAGUCAAACUUGUAUUUUUA